Messenger RNA from Strongylocentrotus purpuratus (purple sea urchin), 1431 nucleotides. RefSeq names its product putative protein TPRXL. The transcript has a single exon. NCBI's taxonomy places the organism in Eukaryota, Metazoa, Echinodermata, Echinoidea, Camarodonta, Strongylocentrotidae. The record is from RefSeq and is a predicted model, not a curated record. The annotation marks the transcript as partial.
CUCCUACUAUCACGCUGCGUAGUGUUAUUCAUUUAUCGCGAUGACAGACCUCCCAAUCACUCACUCUUUGAGGCAGGAGUACGUUUACCAUCACAACAUUAUCAAUCUCUUCUCUUUCUCUCUAGGAUGUCUCUAAGACAAUGGCUGAUCAUCCAAGUGACUCUAUGGAAUCUAUCAAUUCUUUACUACUUCCUAGCUUCACAAAGCCACCUUGAAUCCUCCUCAACUCGAUCAGCAACCACUGAGGAAUCUUUACUCUUGAACGCUACAAAUGCACAAGCUCUUUCAUCUAUUUUGAGAUUUAUACCAGCAAGCCUUCAAGUGAAACCAUCGCCUUCUAUUGCAAAUGUUGAACUAAUCUCAUCAGUAACACGAUUGAAUAAUUCAUCGUUGUUGGUUGCAGCAACAAAGAGUUAUGCCGAUACAAAUUCGUCUCUUUAUUCGACUUUAUCGGGUACGAGCAACCACGGUAGGUUGUCAGCGAGUCGAGAGAGGCAAUCCUCGCUCGGGCGUCGGCGGGGAAGUGUCAUGAAUGACGUCUCUAAUGUAAGCACCUUGCGUAGUGACGCUUCAGUUCAAACAUCUCGUGCCUUCAUGAAGGUUAAUCCUUCUUCUCUGCAUCUGAUUUCUUAUAAUGGUAAUAACUCGCCCUGGUCGCUUUCUUCAUCGAGUGGGACGUCGACUAGUUUGCCUUCUUCUACUUUGUCUCCAUCUUCGUCUACAUUGGCGGUUUCGAAGUUGAUACAGAUAAAUGGGAUUAAAAACAAAAGGAAGCGAAUAAAAAGAAGCCCAGAGUCAGCUGAAGCCAUGGACUCAGUGACACAAGAAUCAUCUGUGGAGGAUUUGUAUGCCUCACAUAGCGCUUCAAUUGAGACAGGUUCCUAUGGGAGUUCCUCAUCAGCAUUUGGGAAUAUAUCUCCGACUCUAUCUGUUACUGCAGCACAAGUGGAUUCUGUGACAAAAACAUCACGCAUGGAGUCGUCUUAUUGGACGUUAUUGCAUUCAUCAUCAUCUUCAUCCUCCUCCUCCUCCUCCUCCUCAUCAUCAUCAUUGUCACCAUCAUCAACAACAUUUACACCAACGAUAAUAGCAUCACAAAUGUCAUUCCAAACAUUUCUUAUGUCAUCAGACACACACACCACACUCCCCUUUUCAACUUCUCCCUCAUCUAACCUGAGAAACCCAUCACCGAUGAAUACCCUCUCAUCAUCUCCCUCAUCUUCUGUGGUAUCUGUGAUGCCAUCGUUACCAUCAGCUCUAUUUCCAUCCUUAUCAACAUCAUAUCUCUCUUCAUCCAAUAACCCUAGCAUUCCUUCUUCCAAUCCUCCAGCUUUAUUAGCUACCAGUUCAUUCAUUCCUCAUACCUCACCUUCAACAACCAAUUAUACCGCAUCAUCAUCUUCCCAGGUACCACCACUAUCACCAUCACCA